Cylicocyclus nassatus is the source of this 1238-nucleotide messenger RNA. Lineage: Eukaryota; Metazoa; Nematoda; Chromadorea; Rhabditida; Strongylidae. The record is from the annotation of a GenBank genome assembly.
AUGCUACGGAUGCAAUACCUUGCUAUUGUGAUAAUCUCUGCAAUUUCCGCAGUGGAAGGUGCCGCGCAGUGUAGUGGAGGGGCAUUGGAUGCCGCAAACAUCGAAACUCUUCUACAGGCAGCGAAUCUAGGCCGCUCAGAGUUGGUGCGAAAAGGGUUGGAGAUACAAUUGUUGCCAUUGUUGCCUGCUGCAAAUGCUAUGAAUCAAGUUUACUGGAGUUGCAACCUAGAAAAAAAAGCGCUAGCUUCUACCAAGAGAUGUGAUUCAACUGAAACGAGAACAUCUGCAUUCAAUGCUGUGUAUGUUACGAUGAUGCUAGAGCAGCUACCCAAUAUAUGCUUCUCGAAUGGCGAGCAAGUCAAAUGCUCCAAACAGUCCGGACAAGAGGAGCUGAAUAUGUUUAUCGAUCUGUUUCUCGAUGCAAACGUGACUGAAAUUGGAUUGGCCUAUUACUGCAAUGAUUUGGGCGAACGUUCCGUUUACUGGAUUACCAACACAAGAACGCCGAAAGACGGUGAUACCCUCUACGAAAAAGGUAGUGGCAAGUGCGAAAGCUGCUCUGCGGGAACCGUCUGCGACUCGACUACCCAGUUAUGUGCAAGGGACGCCACGGCAAAUCCCGACUUCCCCACAGGUGCUAACACAAAAUGCCCAAAGAAUGCAGAAAUGACCGAUGAACUUAGAAUGAAUUAUAUGGACAUGCACAACUACCGCAGAAAACUCCUUGCGAACGGGGAAGUCGCUAAAAACAAUGGAAAUCUUUUUCCAAAAGCUGCAAACAUGAUGAAAUUGGAACUGGAUUGCGACUUAGAAGCCGAUGCUAUUGCUUAUGCUGGUACUUGCCCAAAGGAUGUUUCACAUAUCAACAGGGUUGAUGUAGGGGAACACUAUCAUCGUGUUCCUGUUUCGAGUGCUCCGACGCCUCGAGAUGCCCUAAAAAGCGCUGUCACCAACUGGUGGAAGGUUGUCCGUUCCCACCCCGGUCCUGGAGUGAAGGAAGUGACUUUUCGAGAUAAAUACAUUGGUCAACCUAUAGAAACGUUUACGCAGAUGGGAUGGGCCGCAACAUCAAAACUGGGUUGCUCAGUAGUAAAGUGUUCUUCAGAUUAUGUGGUUAUCUGUCGCUACUCUCCAAAGGGAAAUAUCGAUGAGCAAAAGCUUUACAUCCCUGGAACGCCAUGUUCGAAGUGUCCAGGGAAAUGCUACAGCGAUCUGGGACUGUGCAAAUGAGAACUAAC